AUGAAGUCCGUCGUAGCGGCUCUGGUAGCCCUCGAAUAUGUAUCAACUGCCUCGGCGGCACGACCGCGAGGUGUAGGCCCUGAAUUCGCCAAAUUCUACGAAGAGGCGACGUCGUUCACAUGUAUAUCAAAUCCACAGACCAAGAUUCCCUUCUCACGCGUGAACGACGACUACUGCGAUUGCCCUGAUGGCUCUGACGAACCUGGCUCGGCGGCAUGCGCACAUCUCUCGCCAUUGUCUCCGAUUACGAACGAUAGACCGAAUGUGACGAAUGCACUGCCUGGCUUCUACUGCAAGAACAAGGGCCAUGUUCCUUCAUAUGUUCCAUUUGCCAACGUCAAUGAUGGCAUUUGCGAUUACGAGCUCUGCUGCGAUGGUAGCGAGGAGUGGGAGGGCAUUGUGAAGUGCAAAGAUCGAUGCGAUGAGAUUGGCAAGGAGUGGAGAAAGCAUGAUGAGGCUAGGCGAAAAGCUGAAGGUGCUGCACUUAAGAAGAGAGCCGAGUUGGUGAAGGAGGCGCAAAGAGCAAGGCAAUUGAUCCAGGAUCGGAUACAGACCCUAGGCACGGAAAUUGAGGGUGCAGAACUCAGAGUCAAGAGCAUGGAAGCUGAGCUCCGUGACGUCCAGAAGAAAGAGGCUGGCAAGACAGUCAAGGCUGGUGCCGGCUCUGGCAAGCUCGGCCAACUAGUAGAGCUGGCACGAAAUAGGAUGAACGAGCUGAGGGACCACCUAGUGAAGACGAGGACUGAGCUGACCGAAACUCGUGCUCGCCUACAACAGCUGGAGCAAAUUCUGUCUACUUUCAAGGAGGAGUACAACCCCAACUUCAACGACGAAGGCGUGAAGCGGGCAGUCCGAGGCUGGGAGGACUACAUUGCCGCUCACUCUCUUACACAAGAGCCAAACUCUGCCGUCGAGCGUGACUUGGAUGAGAUCACCAAAGAUGAUAGCGAGAAUGGUCUGAACUGGGACGAGUACAACGAGGAGGCAGCAAGCGACACAGACGUCUUGUACUCUGUCACCAACUACCUUCCACCCACCCUCCGAAGCUGGGUUGACGACAAGCUUCGCGAACUUCGCCAGACCCUUGUCGAUGGCGGUAUCCUCGCAUCGACUCCAGCACGCUCAGGCAGCCAAAGCAAGAAAGUGAUUGAGGCCCGCGACCGCCUCGAGAACGCCAAGACAGCCCUCGAAAACUCGCAAAAGAGCCUCUCAGACUCCAAAUCCGAUCUUGAGACAGACUUCGGCCCAGAUGACGUCUUCCGUGCCCUCAAGGGCCAAUGCAUCGAAAAGGAUAGCGGAGAAUAUACCUACGAAUACUGCUUCCUCGACAGGACCACGCAAAAAUCCAAAAAAGGCGGCGGUCAUACCGGCAUGGGAAAUUACGUCCGCAUGGAGAAGAUUAUGGUGGACGAAGAACUUCCUACCGACGGCAAAGGUGUCGGGAGCGGAGAAAGGAUUGCGAUGAAACAUGAGAACGGUCAACACUGUUGGAAUGGACCGAAUCGUGCUACGACGAUUGUCCUGGCUUGUGCCGAGAAGAAUGAGAUAUGGAAGAUUAUCGAGGAGGAGAAGUGUAUUUAUCGCAUGGAAGUUGGUACACCUGCUGUUUGUGAGAACAGGAAUGGCAGUGCGAAGAAGGUUAAGGGGAAGGAUGAGUUGUAG
Molecule: messenger RNA, 1662 nt
Organism: Pseudocercospora fijiensis CIRAD86
Lineage: Eukaryota; Fungi; Ascomycota; Dothideomycetes; Mycosphaerellales; Mycosphaerellaceae
Exons: 2
Coding region: 1-1662 (553 amino acids)
Biological process (GO): N-glycan processing
Cellular component (GO): glucosidase II complex
Source: RefSeq, a predicted model, not a curated record